UGCUGUUUUAGUAAAGAUGAGAGACGUCUUUGUACCGGAUCCUGGGAUAAACAAUUACAAAUGUGGGAUAUAUCAACUGGCAUGUUCAGAUCUGAAGGACCAGUUACCUUAAACAAAGGACAUGAAGGAUCAAUUAGUUCAUGUCAGUUCAGUCAAGAUGGUUCAUUAUUAGUAUCUGGUUCAUAUGAUCAGACAGCUGCCGUGUGGGAUGCAGACUCUUGUAUCUUGAAACUGUCAUUAAAAGGUCACAUGGAUUGGGUAUGUGGUGUUGAUAUUAGUGCAGAUAUGAAGUGGAUCCUCUCUGGAUCUCGGGAUAAAACAGUCAGACUGUGGAACAUUGAAGACAGUGAUAAUAUACCUUUAGUUAUGGAGAACAAACGCAGCAUGGGGCUGAAAAUUGUCAAGUGUGGUACCUGUGGGAAACCAUUCUCGAUAUCACAGUUGGAAGAUCCUAGCGAGUUUAAGGUGUGUGUAUUCUGCAGACUUCAUAAAGGUCGCCCUCUAAGUCACAUGACUUCUAUAGCUACUGAUGAAGAUGUUCCAGAAAUGUAAGUGAAUUGGUGAACUAGAAUUUACCAUGCAUAACUUGAUCUUCUCAUAUUGUAUAUUUUGCUGUAAUAAAUUGAAAUGAAUUGGUAUUGGUAUGGAUUCUCUCCACAAAGCUGCUCACAAUGCCGC
Saccoglossus kowalevskii is the source of this 678-nucleotide messenger RNA. RefSeq names its product WD repeat-containing protein 88-like. Lineage: Eukaryota; Metazoa; Hemichordata; Enteropneusta; Harrimaniidae. The record is from RefSeq and is a predicted model, not a curated record. Gene Ontology annotation, molecular function: protein binding.